Messenger RNA from Saccostrea cuccullata (small rock oyster), 1110 nucleotides. RefSeq names its product transmembrane protein 181-like. The transcript is spliced from 12 exons. The annotation marks the transcript as partial. NCBI's taxonomy places the organism in Eukaryota, Metazoa, Mollusca, Bivalvia, Ostreida, Ostreidae. The record is from RefSeq and is a predicted model, not a curated record. Gene Ontology annotation, molecular function: toxic substance binding.
AUGGAAACGGAGUUCGCAUUUUCGACGCCAACGUGGGGUAAUAACGUACGAGCGUUCCUGUCGCAGUUUUCGGAUGUUUUUAGUGCUUUUGCCCGUUAUAUUUCACCAUCAUAUCAUCACGACCGAUGUGAACGUUCGGUGCAGAUGAGACUGUAUGCCCUGAGUAAGAGGCAGUUUGUGAUGGUCUACAUCAUCUUCUUUGUAUGCUUUGGUAUCAGUGUCUUGGUUGGAGUAACAGGCCCACCAAUUAUUGAGACUGUAUCUCAAAAUUCAUCUGCUUUACCAAACUCCAGCGGCAUCAAUAAAAAGACAGGACCAUUUGUUUUGAAGUCCCCUCCAAUGUCCACAUUUCACCAGCAGCUGUGGUUGAUCGCAGAUAUAAGAACAGAUAGCCAAGGAGGCUCACGAUUUGAGCAGCCAUUUACAGUGAGUGUUCAGAUAAGGGGACUUAAAUCUGAUGAGGAGUUACUGUCCUCAACCAAAAACCCGGAGCUCAACACUCAUACUCACAACAGGACUCGAGUGUUACGGUGUUCUAAUAAAUGUGAUGACCUGAUAUUGCUACAUCUGGGAUACCUGGAUUUUUACCGUUAUAUUAUCACAGUGGAGUUUUACGGGCUGGAGAAUACUAAGUUUCACUUCAGUGACAUUAUUUACCAUUUUAAGAGUUACAACACAUCCUUCACUAACACAGAGAUCUGGAUUCGAUUUGUUUUUCUCUUUCUGACAUUCAUUGUUACAUUAGAGAAUCCCUUGCUCUUACCUCUACUACUGUUAUACAAUGAUCCCUUAUUUCCCCUGACAUUCCUGGUUAACAGCUGGGUGCCGGGAAUGUUUGACGCCAUUUUCCAGGCCUCCUUUCUUUGUGCCCUCUUACUGUUCUGGUUGUGUAUAUAUCAUGGAGUCAGACAGACUGACAGAAGAUUUUGUAAGUUUUAUUUGCCAAAAUUACUAGUGGUGGGGUUCAAAUCAGUUAAAAAUCAGCUGUCAAAAUGUGAUUCUUCUAAUCACAUGAUUAAAAUUAAUUGUCUUUACUCUGUUUACAACGGUUUUAAGAUUUUCUUCUUUGUUGUGGGAGGCCUGUAUCUUUUGUAUUUACUCUAUCUUCUG